Camelina sativa (false flax) is the source of this 1241-nucleotide messenger RNA. RefSeq lists its product as uncharacterized. Lineage: Eukaryota; Viridiplantae; Streptophyta; Magnoliopsida; Brassicales; Brassicaceae. Gene Ontology annotation, molecular function: zinc ion binding. The record is from RefSeq and is a predicted model, not a curated record.
AAGAAGCGAAAUAGAUUUUUUUUUUCCCUACAGAACACACAAAAAGACGAAACUAACCUCUUAAGAAUUGUUGAAUCACAGAAAACUCGCCACCAAACAAAACAAAAAAAAAUAUCCCAAUUCUUUCUUCUUCUCUCCCCUGCAACUUGCACUUUCCUCUUCUUCUUCAUCUGCUUUGUUUGUUAUCUUUUCUCCAAGAAAACCAAAAGCAAAAGACAAAGAGAGAUUAUUACGAGAAGCUUACAUACAACAAAUCUUACAAGAGAGUUUUUGAUUUUGAUUAUUAGUUUUAGAGUGAUGGGGAAGAAGUGUGAUUUAUGUAGCGGUGUAGCAAAAAUGUAUUGCGAGUCAGAUGAAGCUAGUUUAUGUUGGGACUGCGACGGUAAAGUUCACGGCGCUAAUUUCUUGGUAGCUAAGCACACUCGCUGUCUUCUCUGCACCGCUUGUCAGUCUCUCACCUCAUGGAAAGCUUCAGGGCUUCGUCUCGGUCCUACCUUCUCCGUCUGCGACUCUUGCCUCGCUCUUAAAAACGCUGCCGCCGGAGGCAGGAACAGGAUCUCUCCGGAGAAUCGAGAUCAGAAUGAGGAGGUUAAUAGUUUCGACUCCGAAGAGGAUCAGAUCAGAGACGAUGACGCUGAAUCUUACGAUGAUGAGGAUGAAGAGUACAGUGAUGAUGAUGAGGAUGAAGGUGAUGUUGACGAUGAUGAUGAAGAAGCUGAGAAUCAAGUUGUUCCGUGGUCUGCGGCGGCGGCGGCGGCGGCACAACCACCUCCGGUGAUGUGUUCUUCAUCAUCUUCUGAUGGAGGUUUGGUGACGAAGAGGAUAAGGACGAUGGAGAAUUCAGAUCUUCUCUGCUCCGAUGAUGAGAUCGGAAGCUCUUCAGCAGUACAAGAAUCACGGCCGUUGAAGCGACCGGUGGUUAAUUCUAUCGUGAGAAUGAACAGCGCUGAUACAUCUGCUUCAUCGUCUUCUUCUUCUUUGAUCUUUGCUAUCGGUAAAAGUAAAUCCAGGAGAGAUCUCAGCCGUUGAUUCCUUUCUUUUUUUUUCCCUUUGAAGUAAAUCACAACCGUUCGUUUCCUGACUAUACUUUUGUUUUAGUGUUGAGAGAUUAGUUCUUUUCUUUUGAUCCUAUGCGUCUUACAAACUCAAAUUUUUUAAGCUUUUGUAUUUGACCUUUCUAUUGCAUGUUGAUAUUUUUUUUACAAGUAAUUCGUAUAUAUUACAGUUUCAUAUUUUGAUUA